AUUACUGAGAGCUGUCAGAACUGUCGAGCUGAGGUCAGUCAGCAGGAAGAAGCCACACGUGUGGGCCCUGUCCCCGUUACCAAACAGAGCAGUGUUCGUCGCAUUGAUUUGAAGGGGAAUGAGUGCUGACACAUCCUGUCCGCGCGGAGAGACACGCGGCUCCCGCUCUGCCUCACAGCGCGAGGCCAGCUGAGAAGCGCGCGGACUGAUGCGUCUCUGGGGCCGGGGCGCUUCAUUUCCGCUCUGAGACCUGCCCUGUAGCAGCCGCCGCAGCAUCUGGACCACAGCUGGACAUGUCUCUGCUGAAACAGCGGGGGAGAGAGCUCGAGCGCUUCGACGGACUGUCGCUCAUCUACUGGACUCUAAUGGGUCCAUAUGGAGUCGACAGAGCUGUUCAUUCCAUGGAGUUCACAGACUGUGAAAAUGGCCUAGGAAUCAAAGUGAUUGGCGGAGUGAAGGAGCUAACGGGAGAGGAGUUUGGAGUCUACGUCAAGCGGAUUUUACCUGGUGGCCUUGCUGCAGCUGAUGGAAACCUGUUGCCGGGAGACCAGAUCCUGGAAGUAAACGGGGACAGUCUAGUUGGAGUCACAAGUGAAAGAGCUGUGGACAUCCUGAGAACAGCAUCUGCCACAAAUCACAUGCGCCUUCUUAUAGCCAGAGAUGAAGAAGCAAAGAGAGAAUUUGCUGAGCUGCUGGAGAAAUACGGAUCCAACAGUAGUACCGGAUCAACCCGCAACUCUCCCAUUCAGCAAGGAGGUCGCCUCUUGGACAGCACAUCGUCCGGUUCCUCAUCUCGAUCUCAGAGCCCGUUGUUGCUGAGCCCUGCAAACUCUCAGAACAUGUACAAUGGUGGGCCCAUGAUGCGCUCCCUCAGUCAUCCAGGUGAAGGAGUGAUCCAGCUCAUUACUGUGGCCCGGUCCAGCAGUUUAGGGAUUACGAUCGGAGGAGGCUCCAACAGGCCCGACGGCCCCGCUGUGUUCAUCCAGGAAGUGCUGUCUGGAGGAGACUGUCACAGGGAUGGCCGCCUGAGGCCGGGAGAUCAGCUCAUUGCCAUCAACAAGGAGUCUUUGAUUGGUGUAACUCAUGAGGAGGCAAAAGGCAUGCUGAACAAAGUGAAAUACAGCCAAGACAACACAGUGGAAAUCGCCUUCAUCCCAGGAAAAGGUCUUUUUCCCAGCAGCACGUCGCUCCACAACGGAGUCCAGCGAGCCGCCGGCAACAGCUACAACUCUGGACGCCUAAAAGUUCACAUCAGGUCACCUGAGAUCUGUGCAGAGGAGCCAGCUCUAGUGUCUUCACCGUCUCCAGACAUCUGUCCUCCAGAUAUUCAUAUUUCAGGUUCCACCAGCCAAAGGUCUCCAACAGGGACGAAACCCAGAAUAACACUUGACCCGUACAUUCGCCUCAAAUUGGACAAGUUAGACUUGGCUUUGUCCUUUCUUGGAUUGGACGUCAGUGAAGAGAAGAGGAAGACGCUGAGGCACAGCCUGACCCCUGACCCCCAAGGCACCGUGGCGUAUGGAGAUUUUGUGGAAGCUUGUCGGAACAUCUUCCAGGAGGACCUGGAGGACUUGGGGUUAGGAUCGGGCCCCUUCACCUUCUCCUACCAUGAAGCAGCCAGUUUGAUGGACACAUCGGCGUUUCAUUCACCAACUUAUGAAUCAGAGUGCAGCUACAGCAGUGAGGAGAUGGAGCAGUUCCAGACCGAGGUGAAGCAACUGCAGACCCAAAUGAAGCAACUCAAGGUGAUUCUGAAAGACACAGAACAGAGCAAAAAAAGCCUGGAGGAGGAGCUGCAGAAGACAUCUGAGAAAGCCUGCCUGACUGUGGAGGAGAACAGCCGCCUGAAGAGCCGCCUGCAGGCUGCCGAGGCCGAGGCGGUGCAGCGGCAGGCCACCAGCGCUGAGCAGGACUACGAGGAAGUCAUCCAGCUGCUGGAGGCCGAGAUCAGAGACCUGAAGAACCAGCUGACCGCCAAGAGGCAAGCCUGUGGAGCAGGCGUUAAAGAGGAAGUGGUGGAGCUCAACAGGAAGCUGACCUCCAUCGACUCCCAGCUGAGGAAGUCAGAGCUGAGCAGAAAACACCUGGAGAUCUCCAACAAGAAGCUGCUGGGCUUCGCUCAGAACGUGCACAAGGUGCUGACUAAGCCCAGCCUGUUGGGAGGGGAUGAUGGGAGCAACAGGUCGUCUCCAGCCACAGACAGUCCAGACACCCUGUCACCCAUUCCUGACCCUGCCAUCCAGCUGGCUGUGGAGGCCAAAGAGCUGGUGGAGGGAGUGUGUUGCGUUUCUGCUAAUAAAGGGUCAGAUUCCAUACCGGAUGUCAACUCCCAUCAUGUGUGACCGACAGAGAAAUGGAGGACUGAAGGAGGUCCUGCCCCGUCACCAAAGAAGCCCACCGAGCCCAAACCGACCGACGACGUUCUUCACCAACCGACAGGACAUGUGCCCCCUGUCCCCCCUCCAGCCAAUGCGGACCCCCCAGUACAGCAAAGGGACAGAUGGGAUCUCUCAUGAGACCCCUGCUUGCACCAGUUAGACUGCAGCCCAAGAACUGCCCGGCGUCUCAGCAGCAAACGUUGCUGUUCUUCCUGUGGCGGAUGAUGUUGAAGGCACUGCAUGACCAAGUGCACAACACUGUAAACCUUGUUAAUACUCCUCUGAUGUAUUUUGUAAAGUUAUCCACUCACAGGCAGAUUGAGCCCUCCUCCCCCCGUACUGCAUGUGAAGGAGAGCUACUUCCUGCUUAGGUGGGACAAUCCAGAGCUGAGCAGUCCUCUGUCCAUCAUCCGCUCCAUCCCGUUGCCCUGGACUGCUUGCUCUGCCACAAACAUCAACAUAGGUACUGUUGAGAAAAAGUGUAGAAACGUGUUACCUCUCCUUGUGCUCUUUCUUGUUAAAAAGCUAGAAGGUGAAGGCUUCAGAGAUUCUGGACCUGAGGGUGGAGUGUCAUGUCCAGCUUGGUUUCACUGCAGUGGUUCAUGUCGGCUCCAGCUGUGUGCUCUUCAGAAUGAACAGAAACCAGUCAUAGGCUACAUGUCAAACUUUUGUUUUAUUUCUGCCAACAGCUGCAAGCCCAUUCAUGGAGUGUGUUUUUGAACUGAACUGCAUCUUCAGUGUGGCCUCAUACUCUUUAUUAUGUUUUAUAUUAAAGGGAUAACUGAAUCAUG
Molecule: messenger RNA, 3169 nt
Organism: Poecilia reticulata (guppy)
Lineage: Eukaryota; Metazoa; Chordata; Actinopteri; Cyprinodontiformes; Poeciliidae
Product: syntaxin-binding protein 4
Molecular function (GO): protein binding
Source: RefSeq, a predicted model, not a curated record